Messenger RNA from Nematostella vectensis (starlet sea anemone), 2722 nucleotides. RefSeq names its product UNC93-like protein MFSD11. The record is from RefSeq and is a predicted model, not a curated record. The transcript is spliced from 18 exons. Bases 51 to 1412 code for a protein of 453 amino acids. Lineage: Eukaryota; Metazoa; Cnidaria; Anthozoa; Actiniaria; Edwardsiidae.
UACUCGGUACGGCUAUAUUUUGUAGACACGGAAGAAGACUACUUUCCAAGAUGGCGGGGUUGUGCGAUGUCCGCUUUUGGAACGUGAUUGUUAUGGGUUUUUCGUUUAUGUUUGUUUUCACAGCCUUCCAGACUACGUCUAUUAUAGAGCCAUCAGUCCUACAAGCAGCGAGAAAUGUUACAAAUGGAACUUUCACAGGUGACGGAUAUGUCAGUUUGGGCAUUGUCUAUUCUGUCUUCACAUUUUCCAACUGGGUAGCACCAUCUGUCGUUGGAUUUUUUGGUCCCAGGGCUUCUAUGAUAGCUGGUGGAAUCUGCUACUUGCUGUUUAUUCUAGCUCUUAUUGAACCCAAAACAUGGACAUUAUACCUUGGUUCUGUUAUCAUUGGAUUUGGAGCAAGUAUUAUUUGGACAGGCCAAGGAAACUUCUUGACAAUCAACUCAGACAAGGAGACAAUGCCCAGGAACAGUGGUAUAUUCUGGGCUUUGCUACAGUGCAGCCUUUUGUUUGGAAAUCUGUUUGUUUACUUCGAGUUCAAGGGUUCUACUAUAGAUGAUGCAACCAGAAGGACGGUCUUCAUUGUCUUUAGUGUUGUCUGUGGUAUUGGCAUAGGAAUGAUGUUUCUCAUGCGAAGAGUUCAACCCAGCACUAAACAGUUGACAACUCAUCAUGAGGAUGCACAUUAUAGAUCCGAGAGCGAUUCUUAUCAAGAUAACUCAGAUGCAUCUCCAAAGAAUUCAGGAGUCAUCCAGGCAUUUUUGACAUCAAUUCGCCUCUUCAUUACAAGAGACAUGAUGUUGCUGAGUUUGUGUUUUGCCUACACAGGGCUAGAGUUGACAUUCUUCAGUGGUGUCUAUGGAACAUGUGUUGGGAACACUCAACAACUACCAAAUUCAAAGAAGCUUAUCGGCUUAACUGGAAUGUUCAUUGGGGUUGGGGAGAUAAUAGGUGGACUUACAUUUGGAAUUUUUGGCAAGAGGACAAACCGGUUUGGCCGGGAUCCCAUCGUCCUGUUUGGACUGUUUAUCCACUGGGUUGCGUUCAUCCUCAUUUUUCUCAACAUUCCUUCUGAUGCUCCCACCGGUGGAACAAUGAAGGUUGCAUAUCUACAUGCUCCAAAUCAGUAUGUGGUUCUACUUUGUGGUUUUCUUCUUGGUUUAGGAGAUAGUAGCUAUAACACUCAAAUAUACUCCCUUCUUGGGUUUGCUUACCCUGAUGAUAGCGCUCCAGCCUUUGCUCUGUUUAAAUUUGUUCAGUCUGGUGCAGCAGCGAUAGCUUUUUUCUACAGCCUCAAGCUCCUGCUAGAGUGGCAGCUACUUAUUCUAGUAAUAUGGUCCCUUCUGGGUACAAAAGGUUUCUUCCUGGUUGAGUGGAAGUACAGAAGAACAGAAAGUUAUUCUCGCAUUCAAUGAUUGACAUCCUGUGAAGGAUUUGAGAUGAUUCUUGCAUCUUUAUUACUUAUGACCAUAGGCACAUCUUCAAGGGGAUGGGUUGGGUGGGGUCCACCUUUCCACUAAGACUUAUAGAAAUGCAUUGGCAGUAACUGGCAGCUCUUAUCUUAACUUAUGUUAAAGAUUAACCAUAAGUGGAUCCAACUGGAUUAUAGGUUGGGUGUGGGGGAGGUGGUUGGCAUUAGCAGUUUUUUGUCUUGAAAAAAGGUGUAUUGAUAAAGAGAGGCAGUGGCGUAGCCAGGAUUUUAAACAGGAGGGGCCUAAAAUUGACGUUCAAGGCAUUUUCUCCUGUAUUGUAGAUAAUGUCUCUUCCAUUUACUGUAUUUUUUGGCUGCUAAAGGAGGGCUACGCCCCUGAGAGAGGACCUAUCGGACCUAUCCCUCUAGGAGGACUUUCCAGAAAAGUAGAGGGGUGUUGUCCCAUCUUUUAGGAUAAGGUGUUGAAGGAUUUUUUCAAUUUUGCUAUCUCUUAAGGUAUAAAAUUCAACUGCUAUUCCUAAGGACGUGUUUAUUGUUUUUUUGCUGAUUCUGUUAUCUCUUAGGGUUAAAAAUUCCUUUGACCACACCCAAUUUACUAUUUGCUUUUAGGGGUACGGAUUUCUGUUGACCACACCAAAAUGCUAUCCCUAAGGGUUUAAAUUGAUUUUGCUGACAAUCACCCCCAUAGUAGUGUUAUAUUUUGUAUGCUCUUUAGUGGAAGGGAGAGAGGGAAGGUUUUGGAAAAUACUGGCUCUAGAGGGGCACUUUUUCCCCACCUCAAAAAGUGUGGGUAUGGUACAUAUAGAGACAAAUAAACUUACAGUUCUUAUAACCUUUUCAUUAAUAUAUAUAUAUCAAUAUAUUUUAAACAUAGUGAUUUUUUUUACAGUGGAGCAUCAAUGCCUGCAUAAUUAAACAAUGUCAAUUACCCAUUGUUUAUCAUUGAAAAUUCAGCCGUUCAUUUGCAAGAAAACUUCAAAAUAACAAUCUAAAAAUGAAGGCUGAUAUGUUAUUGACAAUAUAUGAUUUAUAAAUAUCUUGGUUACUCUAUUGAAUUAUACGAUGAAAAUGGAUGCUUUGUGUCACUCGGGAGAAAAAAAACAUCUGACUUUGGGGAGAAAAGUGUUGACUGGCCCUCCCCUUGUGAAUUUUUCCCUGGAUCUCCCAGAAUGCUUUGCAAUCCACAAAGGCAUCCAAGUGGUUUUACAAGCCUUCAAGGAGUAGACAUUGUUGUAUUGAGGUCAUGGAAAUGAACCUGGAGGAUCAAAAUAAAGGUAUCUAUUUGUGUUUUGA